UGACUUGACGCUUGUCCCCGGACCGUUAGCGGUCAGUGAUGAUUGGCGAAUAAACCACGCUUGGCCUCUCGGUGGGCGGUGGAUCGGGUUUUUCCGUUCCACGGCAGCUGCUUUUCUUUCCAGUCAACCCCCCUGGAUGAUUGUACUGGGUGGUAACGCGUUUACGCGUCAGAUGAGAACCCGGAAAUAUGUGUGCCCAGUCCAGAUGAAUCUGUACUGUGUAUGGUGUGUGUGUGUGUGUGGGUGUGUGUGUGGGUGUGUGUGUGGGUGUGGGUGGGGCAUAAGUUGUGUCCAGCCUCUCCUCAAAGGAAAUAGCUGCAAGUGUCUCUGUGGUGCUGAAACUAUAUGGAAUGCCAGCGGAUGGUGGUCGGAAAGUAGGCCAUGGGCCGAUAAUCUUCUACGAUCAGCACCGCAUGAUAUAUCUUACCCAUCACACCACAACCAUACAGGUUCAAGAGGGAACAAACAAACUUGACGCAAGAAGGAGGUUCGCACUCAAUCAAUGGCUGGCGUUGACCUAUCUCGGGUGAUGCACAGUGCAUAUAGUAUG
Aspergillus aculeatinus CBS 121060 is the source of this 550-nucleotide messenger RNA. RefSeq lists its product as uncharacterized. The transcript has a single exon. The record is from RefSeq and is a predicted model, not a curated record. The coding region runs from base 137 to 475 and encodes 112 amino acids. NCBI's taxonomy places the organism in Eukaryota, Fungi, Ascomycota, Eurotiomycetes, Eurotiales, Aspergillaceae.